Trichoderma virens Gv29-8 is the source of this 3113-nucleotide messenger RNA. RefSeq lists its product as uncharacterized. The coding region runs from base 1 to 2913 and encodes 970 amino acids. Gene Ontology annotation, molecular function: oxidoreductase activity; molybdenum ion binding; molybdopterin cofactor binding. The transcript has a single exon. NCBI's taxonomy places the organism in Eukaryota, Fungi, Ascomycota, Sordariomycetes, Hypocreales, Hypocreaceae. The record is from RefSeq and is a predicted model, not a curated record.
AUGGAUCAGUUGGUAGACUCCCGCUCUGAGAGUGGAGAGGACUGGCCCUCGUCACUUCCAUCAUCGCCUGAGUCGUCACCACCAACAACACCGCAAUCAUGCAGUCCAAGUUUAACGGCCAAACUGCAGACGGCUCAUAUUGUCCAUGAAACACCGUUAAAUUCCUCCGUGUCAGACAACGACGACACUUCACACCCCCCUAUUCCAAAAAGCGAACCGAUACUACCACUACCCACCGACUCUCAAACGCCUGACCAUUGGAUUUCACGAGAUAGCCGGAUGAUUCGCCUCACGGGGAAACAUCCAUGUAACGUCGAGGCUCCUUUGUCCGCAUUGUUCAAAGCUGGGUUCCUUACUCCCCAGAACCUAUUCUACGUCCGAAGUCAUGGAGACACACCACGAAUAAGCCUGAAGCAAGGGCAGGAAUGGAAAUUACGAAUUCAUGGCCUUGUCGAGAAGGAGUUAGAGUUCUCGAUUCAGGAGCUCAAGGAAAAGUUUCCGGUUAUCACGUUGCCGGUGACUCUUGUCUGUGCUGGUAACCGUCGGAAGGAGCAGAAUAUGGUAGUUAAGGGGCUGGGAUUCAAUUGGGGCGCUGCAGGUGUAUCUACUGGCCUUUUUACCGGUGUAUACCUGGCUGAUAUUCUCGCUUAUUGCAAGCCAAAAAACCCUCUUCUCUCUGCAUACCCCUCUUACGACAAGCCCGUUCCUGGGCGUGCGCGCCACGUCAUCUUUGAGGGCGCUGACGAGCUUCCCAAAGGAAAAUAUGGCACAUCUCAGAGGCUCAGCUGGGCAAUGGACCGUAGUAAGGGCAUGCUCAUAUCAUGGGGUCUCAAUGGGGAAGAUCUUUCUCCGGAUCACGGUUAUCCUCUUAGAUUGGUUGUCCCUGGCCAGAUUGGUGGGCGUAUGGUCAAAUGGUUGCAACGAAUCGAGGUUUCAGACUGUGAGAGCCAACAUCACUUGCACUUUUUUGACAACAAGCUUCUCCCCACAACAGUGACAGCAGAUCAGGCAAGAAAUGAAGAUAAAUGGUGGUACGAUCCCAAAUAUAUCAUCAAUGAGCUCAAUGUGAACGCAGCAGUUUGCUCACCUGCUCAUGAUGAUAUACUUGAGGUAGCAUCUGAUGUUUCUAUGAUGCAGAAAAUUCCCGUAGAGGGAUACGCGUACACGGGUGGUGGACGACGUAUAACUCGCGUCGAGGUCACACUUGAUGAUGGGAACACUUGGAAACUCUGUGACAUUAGCUAUCCAGAGGAUUUGUACCGAAUUUAUCCGAUCAAGAGCCACCCUUACUUUGGAAAACUUGACUUGAGCACCACAGAUAUGAGCUUUUCUUGGUGUUUUUGGAAGGUUGAGAUUGAGGUCAAGUCACUGCUAGCAGUUCGAGAUGCUGGGUUCAUUGCUGUACGUGCAAUGGAUGAAGCGCUGAGCAUCAUGCCACGGGAUAUGUAUUGGAAUGCCACCUCAAUGAUGAAUUCGUGGUGGUUUCGAGUCGCUAUCCACGGAGAGAAUAAUGGUCAGAUUCUCCGAUUUGAGCAUCCUACCGUACCUGGCAAUGCGAACGGUGGUUGGAUGCAACGUAUGAAGGAAGCGGGACUGAACCCAAAGUUCCCUCGCCUGGGAGAAAACAGCCCAUCUUCUAGUUCCCUCAGCGGAGAAUCUAUGAAACCCCAGGGAUCCCGAGGAGAUGAAGAUGCCAAGGGCGUAAUGAUAAAUCCAGACAAAUUGUCAACAGUUAUUACGUCGUCUCAGCUUGCGGAGCAUGCUGACGGGGAAGGUCCAUCUCCUUGGUUUGUUGUCGAAGGCCAUGUAUAUGAUGGCACAGGGUUUCUUCUGGCUCACCCUGGUGGUGAACAGUCCAUUCGUUUAGCAGCUGGCGAAGAUGCGACAGAAGAUUUUAUGGCCAUUCACUCCAUGGACGCCAAGAAAAUGUUGAGAGAUUACCACAUUGGUAAGCUUGAACAACCUUCAGAAUCAUCGAGGUCUCCACUGGCACAACUUGAGACCCAAGAUGACCCAUCUAAGCCAUUUCUGGAGCCAAAGGUGUGGAAGAAAGUUCGUCUGGUACAUAAGCGAGAGAUAUCUCAUGACUCGCGAAUUUUUCGUUUCGCCUUGCCACAUGAAGAUCAACUGCUCGGCUUACCAGUGGGACAACAUGUCUAUCUGCGUGUAAAGAAAGUCGACGAUGCAACCGGUAAACCCGAGAUUGUGCAGCGAGCAUAUACUCCGUAUAGCUGCAGUACCCAGCGUGGCUUCAUUGAUCUUCUCAUCAAGGUGUACUUUCCAUCAAAUGAAUCAUCGCAAAAAGACACUGCGUUUUCGGGGGGGCAAAUGACCAUGGUGCUCGAAAAUAUGGGCAUUGACACAAACACUGACGAGCUUACGGUGGAAUUGAAGGGACCCAUCGGUCAUUUUACAUACAUCGGUAGCGGUCGGGUGCAAUGGAAGCCGAACAACUCUAUUCGCAAUAUUAAAAGGCUCGCCAUGAUUGCUGGUGGCAGUGGUAUUACCCCAAUAUGGUCCACGCUAAAGGCCAUUGCAGACGAGUACUUGGCUUGCCCAUUAUCCGAACAGGUUAGCCGAGUCGAAAUAUGGCUCAUUUAUGGCAAUCGAGAGGAAGAAGAUAUCCUCAUUCGCCAAGAGAUAGAUCAGCUCUCCCAUUAUAUGAAGGGAAGACUACAUGUAUGGCAUGUUCUUAGUUCCAAAAAACUCAACGAAGAUUGGAAGAUGGGACGAGGACAUAUUGGGUUAGAAUGUCUCCAACGGCACCUCCCGCCAGCACCCUCUACACCCAAUGAUGCAGAUCUUGAAGAUACGCUGGCGCUAGUUUGUGGACCUCCAGCUAUGGAGGCAAAUGUUUCCGCUGGAUUACAAAAGCUUGGAUGGAACCUUGAAAAGAAUGUUGUGUUUUUUUAAAGUAUCUUACGAAGUUGAAUCCUCCAUAUUUGCCUACCUAGGGUAGCCUCAACCGACAACUUUUCCAUCACCACACGUCGUAAUAUGCCAUUUGAACAAUGCCUGAAAAUGAGUAGAUGCAGGUUGUAAUAUACACCAAUAUACCACUUUCUUUAAUCCAGUAUAAUAUAAAUGUCUCAGCGGAGGCCAUUUCUAAAUGU